Molecule: messenger RNA, 4476 nt
Organism: Exserohilum turcica Et28A
Lineage: Eukaryota; Fungi; Ascomycota; Dothideomycetes; Pleosporales; Pleosporaceae
Exons: 3
Coding region: 1-4476 (1491 amino acids)
Molecular function (GO): FAD binding; oxidoreductase activity; 2 iron, 2 sulfur cluster binding
Source: RefSeq, a predicted model, not a curated record
AUGGCUCUCCCCGUGCCGCCGCAGAGCUGUGCCGCCGACGCGCCGCACGCGCCGUCGGCCGUCGAGGCUCUCACGCCCUUGAUCCACUCGACCUACCGCACGCCCGACAUCACCACCUUCAUCAACGGCAGAAAGACCGUCAUCGCCAACCCCAAUCCUCACUGGACACUACUCGACUACAUCCGCGCCCAGCCCGCCCUCAAGGGCACAAAGCUGGGCUGUGGCGAAGGCGGCUGUGGCGCAUGCACCGUCGUCCUCCAGGUCCCAGAUGCCCAGUCGGAGAAGAGGAGAAUCAAGCAUUUAUCAGUCAAUGCGUGCCUGUUCCCGCUCGUGGGCGUCGACGGCAAGCAUGUCAUCACCGUCGAGGGCAUCGGCAGUGUCAGCCGCCCGCACCCUUUGCAGGAGCGGAUUGCAAAGCUGCACGGCAGCCAGUGUGGAUUUUGCACUCCGGGCAUCGUCAUGAGUCUGUACGCUGUUGUGCGGAAUGCAUACAACCCAGACACGCAAAAGUUCCAUCUCAGUGCCCGUGAUAUCGAACUGGAGGGCCACCUGGACGGCAACCUGUGCAGAUGCACGGGGUACAAGCCAAUUCUGCAAGCGGCCAAAACCUUUGUCACCGACGACUUGAAGGGCCAGCUGGCCGAGGACGAUGAACCCAGCACAGCAGACGCCGAAAAGCCCGACCGAGACGUCAUUGACCUGACCCGCAACGGGUGUGCAGGGCCCUCCAAGGUGUCUUGCGGCCGCCCAGGCGGCUGUUGCAGAGACACACCGUCAGACAGCAGCUCGACCAACAGCAAAUCCAAUACCUCGUCACCACCAACUGAGCCCACGUCGGCAUCAGAAGAUGAGCAUGUUGCUGCCAUUUUGGACGCCAAGAAAGAACCUCAAGCAGACCCUGUCAUAAGCGGUGCCGAGUACGCAAAGCCCCUGAAAAGCCACGAGGACGGAGCCGCGGGAUCCAAGACUGCAACAUCUGCCACACUUGCACCUGCAGCAACCUCAGAAAAGGGCAUACCUAGAGUCGAAUUCUUGGAGUAUGUGCCAGAUACAGAGCUCAUCUUCCCACCAGCGCUGUGGAAGCAUGAACCCCAGCCGAUAUGUUACGGCAACGACAAGAAAAUCUGGUUCCGUCCUACCAAGCUUGAGCAGCUAGUAGAACUCAAGGACGCAUUUCCAUCGGCCAAGUUGGUUGGUGGGGCCAGUGAGGUCCAGGUAGAAGUCCGCUUCAAGAACUCGGACUUUGCCGUGUCCGUUUACAUUUCGGAUAUACCUGAGCUGAAGCACACCAAGCUUCCCAUGGAUGCUGAACUCGACGCGGCCAAGGAACUCGUCAUUGCAGCCAACACGUCGCUCACUGAGCUCGAAUACAUCUGUAAGACAGUGUAUGCCAAGGUUGGCAAACGUGCCAUGGUUCUAGAGGCACUCCGAAAGCAACUACGAUACUUUGCCGGUCGCCAGAUUCGCAAUGUUGCCUCGCUGGCGGGUAACAUUGCAACUGCAUCACCAAUAUCAGACGCGAACCCCGUGCUGUUAGCCGCAGGUGCCACACUAGAGGCUGUCAACAAGAAGGAUGGCAGUGUUCUUCUUCCCAUGUCCGACUUCUUCGUAGCCUACAGAACUACGACCUUGCCCCCUGAUGCAGCUCUGCACCGCAUUCGGAUACCUCUACCACCAGCAAGCGCACGGGAGGUUCUCAAGGCAUACAAACAAGCAAAGCGCAAGGACGACGACAUUGCAAUCGUCACAGCAGCCUUCAGAGUGCGGCUUGAUUCUGAUGGCCUCGUUGAAGAUGCCUCGAUCGUGUUCGGUGGAAUGGCGCCAGUGACUAAAGAUUCACCAAAGACGCAGAGCGCCCUUCUCGGCAAGCCAUGGUUCCAUUCAGAGACGCUCGAUGCUGCGCUCACGGCAUUGAUGCAGGACUACGACCUUCCGUAUAGCGUUCCAGGCGGCAUGGCUGAUUACCGCAAAACACUCACGCUUUCGCUCUUUUUCCGCUUCUGGCACGAGGCUGCUGCUGAGUUUGGACUUGGCAACGUCGAUCAGCAGGUUGUAGAUGAAAUUCAUCGCGAGAUAUCUAGCGGAGCUCGCGAUGACUACAACCCGUACGAACAGCGCGUGGUCGGGAAACAAGUUGCUCAUCUUUCCGGUCUAAAACAAUGUACCGGUGAAGCCGAGUACAUUGACGACAUGCCGCGACUAGAUCGCGAGCUGUACGGCGGUCUUGUCAUGUCGACAAAGGCGCAUGCGAAGAUUCUGAGCAUCGAUUGGGAGCGAGCACUCGAGAUGCCUGGUGUUGUUGGUUACAUUGACAAAAACAGUGUUCCGACCAAUGCCAACAUAUGGGGCUCUAUCAAGAAGGACGAGCCAUUCUUUGCCGAGGACAAGGUUCUUUCGCAUGGCCAAAUCAUUGGAAUGGUCUACGCUGAUACGGCGCUGGAAGCCCAAGCAGCUGCGCGGGCCGUCAAGGUCGAAUACGAAGAGCUGCCAGCUAUCCUGACCAUUGACGAAGCCAUCGCAGCUGAAAGCUAUUUCCCACACGGAAAGUUUUUGAGAAAGGGUCUUGCCAUUGAUGACAAGAUGGCUGAUGCCUUUGCCGAAUGCGAUAGAGUCUUUGAAGGCGUGUGCAGGAUGGGCGGUCAAGAGCAUUUCUACCUCGAGACAAACGCAGCACUGGCUAUACCCUCUGGAGAAGAUGGCGCUAUUGACGUGUGGUCUUCGACGCAGAACACCAUGGAGGUGCAAGAAUUUGUUAGCGCGGUGCUUGGAAUACCAAGCAAUCGUGUCAAUGCUCGUGUCAAGCGCAUGGGUGGUGGUUUUGGCGGCAAAGAAUCUCGAAGUGUGCCGUUUGCUGUCUACACGGCCAUUGCUGCGAGAAAGGAAAAAAGACCGGUCCGUAUCAUGUUGAAUCGCGACGAAGACAUGCUGCUCAGCGGCCAAAGACAUCCAUUCAAAGCGCAGUGGAAAGUUGGCGUAUCGAAAGAGGGAAAGCUUCUUGCUCUUGAGGCCGACAUCUACAACAAUGCUGGCUUUUCGCAAGACAUGAGCGGGGCCGUCAUGGACCGAUGCCUGACGCAUUUUGAUAACUCGUAUCAGUGUCCAAAUGUGUUCCUACGUGGUUAUGUAUGUCGAACCAAUAUCCACAGCAACACGGCGUACCGGGGUUUCGGCGCGCCACAGGGCAUGUACUUUGCCGAGACCAUCAUGUACAACAUUGCCGAAGGCAUGGGCAUCGAUGUCGAUGAGCUGAGAUGGAGGAACUUAUACAAGCCCGGAGAACAUACUCCGUUCUUCCAGAAAAUUGACGAAGACUGGCAUGUACCAAUGCUACUGCACCAGCUGAGCAAGUCUUCCGACUACGAGAAUCGAAAGGCAGCCAUCAAGGAGUUUAAUGCGAAGAACAAGUGGCGGAAGCGAGGCAUCAGUCUGAUACCAUCCAAGUUUGGUCUCAGCUUUGCAACGGCCCUGCAUCUCAACCAAGCAUCUGCCUAUGUAAAGAUCUAUCGCGAUGGAAGUGUGCUGCUACAUCAUGGAGGAACCGAGAUGGGACAAGGUCUCUACACGAAGAUGUGCCAGAUUGCUGCACAAGAGCUCGGUACGCCUCUCGACGCCAUCUACACGCAAGACAGUCAAACCUACCAAAUUGUGAAUGCAUCGCCUACAGCUGCAUCGUCGGGGUCCGAUCUCAACGGCAUGGCUGUGAAGGAUGCGUGCGAUCAGCUCAACGAGCGGCUGAAGCCGAUUCGAGAGAAGCUGGGCAAAGACGCUACACUCAAAGAAGUUGCCCAAGCAGCCUACGUCGACCGCGUCAACCUUGCGGCCAAUGGCUUCUGGAAGAUGCCCAAGGUUGGAUACAUGUGGGGAGACACGAACCUAGAGACGGUCAAGCCAAUGUACUACUACUGGACACAAGGAGCAUGUUGCUCAGAAGUGGAACUUGAUCUUCUCACGGGAGACCACACGGUACUGCGGUCAGACAUUCUGAUGGAUGUCGGCAACUCGAUCAACCCAGCAAUAGACUACGGUCAGAUCGAAGGCGCCUUCAUUCAGGGCCAAGGUCUCUUUACCAUUGAAGAAUCACUCUGGACACGCAAUGGCCAGCUUUUUACCCGCGGUCCAGGCACCUAUAAGAUCCCCGGCUUCAGCGACAUCCCACAAGUCUUCAACGCUAGUAUGCUGCGGUACGACGAUGACGGUAACCCACUGAACUGGCACCACCUGAGGACUGUACAGAGCAGCAAGGGUAUUGGCGAGCCACCGCUCUUCCUAGGCAGUACAGUCUUUUUUGCGCUACGAGAAGCCGUUGCAGCGGCGAGAAAAAUGAAUGGAAAGGUGGUUAACGAGGGAGAUGUAUGGAACAUGGAUAGUCCGGCGACAUGUGAACGGCUGAGAUUAGCAGUCGGAGAUGAGCUUGUGGACAGGGCAAAGACAGUAAGGAAGGAGGGGGAGAUGGGGUUCUUGGUUGCUGUGUCGUAG